Molecule: messenger RNA, 630 nt
Organism: Colius striatus (speckled mousebird)
Lineage: Eukaryota; Metazoa; Chordata; Aves; Coliiformes; Coliidae
Gene: TXNDC17
Product: thioredoxin domain containing 17
Exons: 4
Coding region: 59-427 (122 amino acids)
Cellular component (GO): cytosol
Molecular function (GO): protein-disulfide reductase [NAD(P)H] activity
Source: RefSeq, a predicted model, not a curated record
GACGCGGCGUCGGGGCGGAGCUCGCCUCUUCCCACUGCCUCCUCCUCGCGCGGGCGCCAUGGGCUGGGAGGAGAAGCAGGUCCGCGGGUACUCCGAGUUCGUGCAGACUGCGCAGCGCUUCCACGGCCGGCCCAUCUUCGCGCUCUUCUGCGGCGACAAGGAUGCUGAGGGCAGGAGUUGGUGUCCUGACUGCGUGACGGCUGAACCAGUGGUGAGGAUGGAACUUCAUAACAUGCCUGAUGAGUCUGUAUUCAUCUAUUGCCUAGUAGGAGACAGAGCCUACUGGAAAGAUCCCAACAAUGAAUUCAGGAAGAAUCUGAAGCUAACAGGAGUGCCUACACUACUUAAAUAUGGAACACCUCAGAAGCUGGUUGAAGAAGAAUGUUUUAAAGCAGAACUUGUGCGGAUGUUGUUUACUGAAGACUAAGCCCUCAAGCAGUCAAUAAUUUACGAUGAUGUUAAUCUUGAGUUACUUGCAAUGUCCUUUCAAGGAAUCUUUAACCUUUUUUAAAAUUUUCAUGGUUAAGUACUUCAAACAAAUCAAGGUAAACACCAUUAAAUUCUAGAUACAAAUUUUCCAGUAAAAUCUUGCAACAAAAUAAAGUAUCUUUCUUUUCAUGUUCAAAUAAA